AUGGUCAAGUACGCGGCGGGGCUGAGUCGCGAGACGGUCGUUGACGUCACGGGCGACGUCGUGCUGCCGGACAAACCCAUCGAGUCCACGUCGCAGCAGGUGGAGCUGCAUGUGCGCACGGUGCACGCGGUGUCGCGCGCGCUGCCCGUGCUGCCACUCAACAUCGACGACGCGUCCAGGAGCGAGAAGGAGAUCGAGGACGCCGAGAAGGCGGGGGUGCAGUACGUGCGGGUGGGGCAGGACACGCGGCUGAACCACCGCGUGCUGGACCUGCGCACGCCGGCCAACCAGGCCAUCUUCCGCGUGCAAUCCGCCGUGGGACACCUCUUCCGCGACUACCUCUCCUCACACGGCUUCAUAGAGAUCCACACGCCCAAGCUCAUCGGGGGGUCCAGUGAGGGCGGGGCCGCGGUGUUUCGGCUGGACUAUAAGGGGCAGGCGGCGUGCCUGGCGCAGUCCCCGCAGCUGUACAAGCAGAUGGCGGUGUGCGCGGACCUGGCGCGCGUGUUUGAGAUCGGGCCCGUGUUCCGCGCUGAAGACUCGUUCACGCACCGGCACCUGUGCGAGUUCACUGGCAUGGACUUUGAGAUGGAGAUCAAGGAGCACUACUCUGAGGAGGGGGAGUGCGAGUUCACUGGCAUGGACUUUGAGAUGGAGAUCAAGGAGCACUACUCUGAGAUAAUGGACGUGAUAAACGACCUCUUCGUGCACAUAUUCGAUGGGCUCAACACACGCUGUGCCAAGGAGCUCGCCGCCAUCAACCAGCAGUACCCCUUUGAACCGCUCAAGUACACCAAGGAGGGAGUGCGCAUCACAUUCCCGGAAGGCUUGGCUAUGCUCAAGGAGGCGGGGUUUGAGGUGGAUGCAUUUGGAGACAUUAACACGGAGCAGGAGAAGAAGCUGGGCGAGCUGGUCAAGCAAAAGUAUGGUGUGGAUUUCUACAUCAUGCAUCGCUACCCCCUGGCUGUUCGUCCCUUCUACACGAUGCCGUGCCCGGAUGACGGCCGCUACACCAAUUCGUUUGAUGUCUUCAUUCGCGGCGAGGAAAUUCUUUCUGGAGCACAGCGAAUCCACGACGCUGACUUCCUUGCUCGCCGCGCCACAGAGUGCGGCAUUGACAUCAAGACCAUCGCGCCUUACAUCGACUCCUUCCGGUUCGGCGCUGUGCCUCACGGAGGCAUUGGUGUGGGUCUGGAGCGAGUGGUAAUGCUCUUCUGUGGCCUCAACAACAUUCGCAAGUCAUCCAUGUUUCCCCGUGAUCCUCAGCGCCUUGCACCUUGA
Messenger RNA from Closterium sp. Yama58-4, 1281 nucleotides. The record is from the annotation of a GenBank genome assembly. Lineage: Eukaryota; Viridiplantae; Streptophyta; Zygnematophyceae; Desmidiales; Closteriaceae.